Messenger RNA from Lentinula edodes (shiitake mushroom), 586 nucleotides. RefSeq lists its product as uncharacterized. Lineage: Eukaryota; Fungi; Basidiomycota; Agaricomycetes; Agaricales; Omphalotaceae. Bases 124 to 468 code for a protein of 114 amino acids. The transcript is spliced from 3 exons. The record is from RefSeq and is a predicted model, not a curated record.
CUCAAUUUGAAAAUCCUCCGCUAUCAUUAAACGUUUAAACGGUGACACAAGCCGUUCUAAGUCAAAGGAACUGCGAACCCCGAUAUCCUUCGCUGCGUAGCCAACGAUAACUGUUGAAUAAAGAUGCAACGCACCGGGCUUGGACUUCGUGAUCGUCUAAGGUCUCCCUACGCCUACACCAGAAACCAACGGUACAGCACGCAAAAACCCAAAUCACCUCAUGCACAAUGGUACUCGGAUGUACUGCCUUCUAUGGUUCCGAUUUUUCUCCUGGGUUCAGCUGUCUAUCUCGGCCUUCAAUUGGCCCAGACGCGCCUUUUUCACGAGAAAUACAUGAUUGAAGCGCGAGAACGAGUGGAAACUCUUGAAUCUCACAUAGCUGUCGCUCUCCAACGCAAUCGAGAAAGAGAACUGGAAUCAACUCCUUCAAAAUCCCCUUCGGAAAAAUCAAGCUGGCGAUUCUGGUAGGUAGACAGAGUUAAAGAUGUUGAAUAUCUUUGGACAAUUGCGAGUUCUAUCAAUAUGGGUCCACAUAUGUAUAUAGUAGGAAUCAGAUACAGCGAAUAGAAUAUAGUAAAUGACUGCA